This is a messenger RNA of Drosophila eugracilis, 4838 nucleotides long. It is a transcript of the gene tna, whose product is annotated as zinc finger MIZ domain-containing protein 2. Gene Ontology annotation, biological process: protein sumoylation; regulation of transcription by RNA polymerase II. Bases 1211 to 4513 code for a protein of 1100 amino acids. The transcript has 11 exons. The record is from RefSeq and is a predicted model, not a curated record. Gene Ontology annotation, molecular function: SUMO ligase activity; zinc ion binding. Lineage: Eukaryota; Metazoa; Arthropoda; Insecta; Diptera; Drosophilidae.
GCAUAGCAUGCCGCUCAGCUCAGUUGGUCGCCGGACGUCAGCUCAGCUGCCAACUGCCAACUUCAUUCAGUUCCUUUCGAACGUUGCGCCAAAGCGGCCGAAGAAAAGUUCAGCUCCAGAGUCGAACGUUGUCGAAUCGAAUCGAGCCAAAUCUCAAUCGAGCUCAGUGAAACAGUUAUCAGAAAAAUUUCGAAAAAUUAAUUCGCGUAAAAUAUUUUCGAAAAAAAAUCAAAAAACAACAACAACACAAUUUUUAAGUGGCAAAGUUAAUAAAAAUUUAGAAAUUAAAAACCCAAAACAAAACGCAGCACAUUUCUUGGAUUAAGUGCCACAAAGUUCCUGUUAGCAGCAGCAACACAUCAACCACUUGGAUUACUACAAACAACAGUAUUAUCACUUAAAACUAGCACAAAAAUCGACAAAAAAAAUAUAAAAAAUCAUUUUUUAAUUAAACUACAACAAUUUGCUAGGCAACCAAAAAAACAAAAAAAAUAAAACAACAACAAACUUGUGCAACAUCCCAAAACAAAUGUGAAAGCGUGACAAACAAACAAACAAAAAAUAUACGAAAAACAAAUGAGCAAAAAGUGAACAAAAAAGUGAAAAGUACGAAAGAGUGAGUGUUUGAAAAUGCUGCAGUGAACCAUUUUUGAGAAAACAAAAACCACAACAAACAAAACAAAAAAAAACACCAAUCAACAAAAUAUAAGUCCACAACAUCAGCAGCAACAACACAGAGAGACAAGUGUUGUUGUCCCAUGUAUUUGUUGAUGCCAUGCAAUUGAUUGUUGACAAAAUUCCCAUGUAUUCCAAACAAACAACGAAGCGCAAUUCCAAAAAGUAAGUUUCAAGAACCUCUACCAAAAAAAAAAAAGAAAACUGCACAACAAACAAACAAACAGUGAAAAGUGUCCAAACCAAAGCAAACAAACAAACAAGCAAGCGGAAAGGAAAAACCCUUCCAGUGAACUGAUAAACUGAUAACAGCGCCAAUAGAGACAGCAACAAGCCGGAGGAAAAGAGAUAGCCUUCCACAGCUGCUGCUGUCGCUUCUUCUUCUUCUUCACGUGGUGCACCUGUCCCACCCAAAAAAAAAAUUAAAUAAAACAACAAACAUCUUUAACAACAACUACGAACUACAACAAUUAACACACCACGCGCUGUUGCCAUAAAACCCAAAAGAAAAAGAAAACUUAGGAAAAAUGAUGAAAUGAACCAGCAGGCGGGCUCCUCAAGGGCGCCAGCCACCGGGGGCCAAAUCUCACCGCCAGGUGCCACAACAGUCGGCGUGGACCAGCAACAACAGUUGCAACAGCAGCAGCAACAACAAUACUACAACCAGCAGCAGCAGCAACAGUACCAGCAGCAACAUCAGCGCGAAAAUUUUCUGGCCUACCAGCAACAGCAACAGCAGCAACAUCAACGAUCAGUGGGCGGCGGUGGUAACUUUAUGCUGGGCAAUGACCUUGUCGGCGGCGACAGCCUGCGCAGCCUAAACAAUACCUUCGGUCCCAAUUCAGAGUUCACGUCUCACGGAGGCGCCACCAGCUCUGCAAGUUCCUCGCUAAGCGGACUAAGCAACGCCAACGGUCAGGGAUACACGGGCAUGGUUGCUGCCAGUCAGCAACACCAGCAGCAACAGCAACACCACCAACAACAGCAUCACCAACAGCAACAGCAACACAUGUCCAGCAUGGAUGCAAUGGGCGGUUACAGUCAGAUGGGUGGCGGUAUGCACCCCGGACCAAACAGCGGCAUGAUGGGCAACAUGAAUGCCCAGUACAUGAAUGGUGGAUCCGGCCAAGGUGGCUACAAUGGCAGCCAAGGCAUGGGAAUGGGCUAUGGGGGAGGUGGCAACAUUGGACCCCAGAGGCAUCAUCAAAUGACGCCUAUGAACCAGAUGCAGAAUAUGUCAAUGGGACCGGGAGUCGGUGGAAGUGGCGGCAUGGGCGGCGGCAUGAACCCCCUCCAGCAACAGGCGGCGCAGCAGCAAAUGGGCGGCAUGAACCCAAUGGCCAAGAUGCAGGGCAUGGCCAAUGGUGGAUAUCCCCAGCAGGCGCCACCAAGUCUUUCUCAGCAGCAACAACAACAGCAACAGCAGCGAAGAAUGGCCCCUUAUCCCCACCCCCAGAUGCACAUGGCCCAGAAGCGGGCGGCAGGUGGAGUGGGUGGAGCGGGAGGAAUGUAUCCGGGAAAUCCCAUGCAACAGCAGCAACAGGCGCAGAUGUACGGAAAUCAGCAGAUGCAUCCCGGAUCCGGGGGAGGAGUUCCACUGCCCAUGCAGGCAGGUGGAGCUGGCAAUGGCUACGGACGUAGUGGACCCAUGGGCGCCGGAAAUGGAGGUUACGGCCGUAUGUCGGGGGCCAAUGGAAUGGGUCCCAAUGGUGGACCUGUAAUGGGACCCAUGGGUCCCGGGGGUAUGACCGCUGGAGGAAUGGGUCCUGGACCCGGUUGCAUGAGCCAGCAGCGUUUCAUGCCUCAAGGAUCCGGCGGUGGAAUGCCCGGAGUUGGUUACGGAGGAGUCGGAGGAGCUGGCUCGCAUCAGGGUCAGUUCUAUCCGGGCAGCGGCCAAAGUGCUGGAAUGCAACAGGCAGGAGGCAUGUGCCCGGCGGGUCCGGGCGGCGUGGCCACCACCGGCAAUCCUUACCAGAAUCAAGGUUUCCAGCAAAACUAUCAGCACAGUCCAGUUCCUGGCAAUCCCACGCCUCCGUUGACGCCCGCCUGCAGUGUGCCGUAUGUCAGCCCAAAUCCGGAUAUUAAGCCACCCAUGGACAACAGCGAAGAAAUGAGACUGACAUUCCCGGUGCGCGAUGGCAUCAUCCUGGCUCCUUUCCGCCUGCUGCACAACCUUUCGGUCAGCAACCACGUGUUCCAUCUCAAGCAGAAUGUUUAUAACACGCUGAUGUGCAGAACCGAUUUAGAGCUGCAGCUGAAGUGCUUCCACCAGGAUGAUCGCCAGAUGAAUACCAAUUGGCCGCACACCGUCACAGUCUCCGCGAAUGCCACGCCUCUGAAUAUUGAGCGGUCUGAAAAGAACAGUACCGCCCUGCGUCCGCUUUACUUGAAGGCCGUCUGCCAACCCGGAAGGAAUACUCUCCAACUGACCGCCAGUUCCUGCUGUUGUUCACACUUGUUUGUGCUGCAGCUAGUCCAUCGACCAUCGGUUCGUCAGGUGCUGCAGACGCUACACAAGCGCAACUUGCUGCCCCUGGAGCACAGUGUGCAGAAGAUCAAGCGCAAUUUGAGCCAACCUGAAACGAAUCCCGGAUCGGAGGGCACGCCCUCACAGCAACAGGGCGGCGGUGGUCAACAGUGCGCCAAGAUCUCAUUGAAGUGCCCGAUCACGAAGUCCCGGAUACGACUUCCGGCCCGAGGACACGAAUGCAAGCACGUCCAGUGUUUCGAUUUGGAGGCGUAUCUAAUGAUCAACAGCGAAAGGGGAUCUUGGCGUUGUCCUGAAUGCAACAAGUCGGCCAUUACUGAUACCCUGGAAAUUGAUCAGUACAUCUGGGCCAUACUCAAUACGCUGAGCAACUCGGAUGUGGAUGAGGUGAUCAUCGAUUCAUCGGCUAAUUGGCGGGCAUUGCAACAUAAUGGCGGCAUGCCAAAUGCACCGCCACCCUCGAAUGUUCCUAGCAAUCCCAGUGGCGGCAGUGGCUCCAAUUCCGGAAACGGAAGUGGCAAUCCCCCCACCCUGCCGGCCAUUAAACAGGAACUGUGCGACGACAUCGCCAAGGUCAUGUCGCCGGGAUCCACCCAACUGCCCACCUGGGACAGUGCGCAGGCCAUGAGUCCCUAUAACAUGCACGACAUGAACUCCAUUGCCAGCGGCAACAUGAUGGGCAACGGCGGCAACGCUAACCAGCAUGGCAACCGCAGCAACUACGAUGGCUUCAAUGGUAACCACAGUGAUGGCAGCGGUGGCUUAGCCGGCAGCGAUGGUGUCAACUCCCUCGACCAGCUGAAUGCCAUGGAAAAGUCACUUAGCGAUCAGAUGCCCCACACCCCGCACACUCCUGGAGCGGCCAGUCAUCCGAUGACACCUGGCGGACCGCCCAGUGUUAGCAGCUCCCACAAUGAACCGAUCAGUGGGGGAACGCCCAAUGCCAACGGAAGCGGAAGUGGCAGCAAUGGAAGCGGCAACAACAACAGCAGCGGGGGCCACAACUCGCCCCAGACGCCGGGAACGCCCAGUCGAAUGGGUGGUGGUGGUAUGGGAGGCGGCGGAGCAGACAGCCAGCAGCAGCAGCAGGAACAGCUACUCAACUCGCUGAUGAGCAGUCAGACCCAGUUGAAGUUCAGCGAAAGCGAUCUAAGUGCCGAGUUGCAAAGCUUCGAUGCGGCGGCAGCGGGCAUUAAUGAUACCGCUCACGAUCUGAAUCUGCUGCAGGAUGUGGAUCCCAUGGAAAUCCUGUCCUAUCUCGAUCCUCAGCCUGAUCUUAACACUCCGCCCUCGAGUGGCAGUAGCAACAACAAUGCCAGCGACGACCUGCUGGCCACGUUAUUUGACUAAAUUUUGCCCAAGCCCUCAAGUAAAGGAGAAUCGCGGCCGAAAGCUGAGAGAGAGUUGGAGAAUUGACAUGGCAAAAAUACCAUACAUUGUAUAUAGUAUUAUUAAUUUUAAUGAAAUGUGCACUAGAAGCAAGUCGCGUACUUCAACAAACAUUUUCGUUUCCUCACACAAACCAACAGCAGCAACAAGUAAAACCACAAAAAUGGAUAAACUAUUACAAACAACACACUGGAUGAGAAAUCGAAGCGGAAAUUCAAAUUUGCCCGUGUUGAAAAACAAUGAAAUGUGAUUUAAAAAUUAAUUAAUUAAAUUAAUUGGCAUUUAA